Messenger RNA from Megalops cyprinoides (Indo-Pacific tarpon), 1766 nucleotides. RefSeq names its product sirtuin 6 (gene sirt6). The record is from RefSeq and is a predicted model, not a curated record. Bases 182 to 1312 code for a protein of 376 amino acids. The transcript is spliced from 8 exons. Gene Ontology annotation, molecular function: NAD+ binding. NCBI's taxonomy places the organism in Eukaryota, Metazoa, Chordata, Actinopteri, Elopiformes, Megalopidae.
CGCAGACUGUGACGUAAGGCGUCUGCAAAUUUCUGCAAAAUCUGGCAAGAAAAACCAUGCUCGGUGUGUUGUAGGAUGUGAGAGACACAGUUAUUAAUAAGAAAAGGAGCGUUGUGGUUGCAGCAGUUUCUAAAAAUAGCUAAACAAAAAAGACACUCCACUUAGUAAACGCAUACCCACCAUGUCUGUAAACUACGCGGCAGGACUAUCUCCGUACCCAGACAAAGGCAUAUGCGGACUUCCAGAGGUGUUUGACACUCCCGAGGAGCUACAGAGCAAGGUGGAGAAGCUGGCCCAGCUGGUGCGGGAGUCCCACUACAUGGUAGUGCACAGUGGCGCUGGGAUCAGCACCUCCACAGGGAUACCUGAUUUCAGGGGCCCGAAUGGGGUGUGGACGAUGGAGGAGAGGGGCGAGUCGCCCCACUUUGACACCACGUUCGAGGACGCGCGUCCCAGCCUGACCCACAUGGCCCUGCUGGCCCUGCAGAGAGCAGGCUACCUCAAAUACCUCAUCAGCCAAAACGUGGACGGCCUGCAUGUGCGUUCAGGCUUCCCCAGGGACCUGCUCUCUGAGCUGCAUGGGAACAUGUUUGUGGAGGAGUGUGGGAAAUGUGGCAGGCAGUACGUGCGGGACAAGGUGAUCGGGACGAUGGGCCUGAAGCCGACGGGCCGGCGCUGUGACGUGGUCCGAUCCCGCGGACUCCGCGCCUGCAGGGGGAAGCUGAUCAGUACUAUCCUGGACUGGGAGGAUGCUCUGCCGGACCGGGACCUGAACCGUGCUGAUGAAGCCUGCAGGCGGGCGGACCUGGCGCUCACCUUGGGCACCUCCCUGCAGAUCAAGCCCAGUGGCAACCUGCCUCUAGUGACCAAGCGCAAGGGGGGCAAGCUCGUCAUCGUCAACCUGCAGCCCACCAAGCACGACAAGCACGCGGACCUGCGCAUCAGCGGCUACGUGGACGAGGUCAUGGGCCAGCUGAUGAAGCUGCUGGGACUGGAAAUUCCCAAGUGGGAGGGGCCAACGCUGUGCGAGAGCUCCACCGACGCCAAGCCCCCUCUCCUGGCUGCCGUGAAGACGGAGGAGAAAAAGGAAACGAAGGAGGAAGGAGCAGACAAGUCUGCUGUGGCAAAGAAAGAGGAGGUUAAGAGUGACGACAGCCCCGCCUCCGCAACUGACACGCCCUCUCCCCCGGACAACACACGCCGCCAACACGAGGGAGAGCAGCUGACCUCUGCCAAUGGCUCCGACCCCUCUGACGGCACAGACGACCCUCCCCUGCCCAAAAAACCCAGAACUGAGCCAGGUCUGCCCUAGCCCCCACCUCCAGCCAGCAGCCACUGAGAGAGCCUCGGCCGUGGGGAUCCAGCGCGGGGGAGAGCAGCCCGCGCACAGCUGGUCUCCUGGCACAGAAGAGCCCUUGUGUAUGACCUAGUGUGCACUUCAGCACGCGCUGGAGCGGCAGUGAACAAAACAUCCUGUAGGGGGCGCAGUGGAGACUGACAGUGACGGAGCAGUGUAAAACAGUGCUUCGCGGAACCUUUCACUACGCACACCAAGCUAGUCCACAGCCAGGAGGCUUUCCUGUGUGUAAACCCUCCACUUAUAGCUGUGGUCCAGGGGCUCAAAGAGAAAUGAGAUGCAAUGAACUGUCUGUUACUAGUGCACUGGUCCAGGCAGGACUCCCUCCUUAGCCGUGCUUUAUAAUAGCCUUUUUCUCCCUUGUGUAGAUUUAAUCUAGCAAUCAAAGGUCUGUUAUUUUUCUUUUAUG